GGCCGUCAGCGGCUCAACGGUAGCUAGCAUGUGCGGAGGCUAUGCAAUGGGAAGGUGAGACCACCGAGGAUUACCAACGUAAUCAUGAUUGAACUGACCUGAUCGGUGUUGAUUUAUUCAGUGAAAAUGACUGGUAGAGGCCAGCACUAUGGCUUCCAGUCGGCCACCGGGGUUCAACCUGCCAACGGAGGUCACGCCUACCUGUUUGGGACCGCCGGUUCCGAGAACGAGCUGUCCGAGGAGGAUGGGGAGAGCUAUGAGCUGCGGCCGCGUGGGAAGGAGAGGAACCGCAGGAGCACCUCCAGGGAGAGGAUGGACGACAUUAUCUACCUGACCAGAGAGAUUCAGGAGGGCGACACACUGAACAGCAUUGCCUUGCAGUACCAUUGCUCAGUGGCCGAUUUAAAGCGCUCAAACAACCUCCUGACAGAGCAGGACUUCUUCGCCCUGCGCUCAGUGAAGAUCCCGGUCAAGCGCUUCAGCGUGCUGACUGAAACUCACAACACCGGACCUCUCAAACCUUCCUCUACCGCUGAAUCCCGACACCCGAUCCAGAUCUCGGCUGUCACAGCCCUCCCCAUCGAGUCGUCCACGGACUCGUCCUCUUCUACGGACAGCGUGGAAGGCUUCCUUAUGGAGAAGGACAAGGACAUUGAGCGACUGGUGAAAUCCACAGGGCCGUCCAGGAGCAGCCUCAACGAAGUUGUGUCCUCCUUAACGCUCCAGCCAAACCAGCUGGGAAAUGUGGAGUACAAACCGGUGGAGAAAAAGGACCCUUAUUACGGAGCGGACUGGGGCAUGAGAUGGUGGACUGCGGUGGUCAUCAUGUUGGUGGUUGGCAUAAUCACGCCUGUAUUCUACCUGCUAUACUAUGAAGUCCUCAUGAAGGCUGAAGUUAGCCAUCACGGGACACCUGCAGACGUUCGUGGCCACGUGCUUCAUGCACAUGACCAUGGCCACGGUCCUCUAGAAAACAGUCACGCUGGAGCUGGGCCCUCACGACAUGCUGGAGAUGUGCCUCACAAAGCCCCACAAGGGCUCAAAGUGGACAGUGCACAACAUGGGAAAAGACAUGAUAAAAGUAUUGUUUAAAUAAUGACAUGAUUUGUCAAUGCAAUCUUCAGAGGGAAAGUCACUUUAUAAGUGGGAGCACACCAUUUACACAUUUCUGUUGAUUUAACUGACCCGGACUUAUAUAUUUCCUCUCAUCCAUGCUGCUGCCUUCCAGUGAAGCCACACACACAUUUUGUUGUUUCAAAUGUGCACAACAAUGCAUUUCCAGGGCAUUGAUGAGCCUGUAGCCCCCAACAAAAAGUUUGUGCUUUUUGAUUAUAAAAGGGACUGUUUUUUUUCACAAUUUAAAGCAGUGUCUUAAUGUGUGUGACGUGCUUUUGUCAAAAUACCAGGGAUCAAGAAUUAUAGGUCACUCUUCAUACCCUAUUUCUUGCUGAAAUUAGCCUGUUUGGAGAGGGUGGUCCUGUCUCAUGCAAAUGAACACCCCCAUAUACAACUGGGCCAAUGGUGAGCACGGCGACUAGCUUGGCUUCGACUUAUGGUAGCUCCAUGAGUAACUAUAAAGACCAUAAAAGCAUUUUCAGAGAGGGAAAUCUUCAUACUGUGUGUGGCACAUGGACACCUCCAAACACAAGUUUCUAUAAUAUGUCAUCUUUAAAGUCAUUGUACUGUAUUUGGUCCAUGCUGCAUUUUCCAUUUGUUGGAAAAGAUGAUUGUGCACAUUGUUUAAUUUACAUUGAAUUAAUAUAUUUCAGGAGCCAUUCUACACUUAUUAGUAUUGAAAGUUUUGAAUUACCUUGGAUGUCUUUACUUUCAGAUGGCCAAGAGAGUACUGCAUUAAAAAAAAAAAAAAAAUUCUAGUUGCGCAGACUUCCAACAUAAUGAGGACUGGUUUUUUUUUAUUUGCGAAAGCCCAUUUACGUCACCACUUGUGUAGAUUAUGGAAAAGCAUUCCGUUGACAGUAUGUGCCUUUCAAACUGUAAAUGUGCUUACAGGCUGGGGAAUAAAAUCUAUUUUCAAAUAUUGCCAGCGUGCAUACA
This is a messenger RNA of Phycodurus eques (leafy seadragon), 2055 nucleotides long. It is a transcript of the gene lysmd3, whose product is annotated as LysM, putative peptidoglycan-binding, domain containing 3. NCBI's taxonomy places the organism in Eukaryota, Metazoa, Chordata, Actinopteri, Syngnathiformes, Syngnathidae. The transcript has 3 exons. The record is from RefSeq and is a predicted model, not a curated record. Gene Ontology annotation, biological process: Golgi organization. Gene Ontology annotation, cellular component: Golgi apparatus. Bases 127 to 1092 code for a protein of 321 amino acids.